AUGACGCGCGCAAACUCACGUGUCAAGGUUGAAGACCAGGCCGCCUAUCGCGUAGCCCUGAAGCAGCGUACCACCUGCAGCGCGCCGAACCCUGCGCUUAACAGCCAUGGCGAAGACGUGCCUGGUGCUGGCUCUGUUGGGGCUCAGAACAUCGAGCGCACUUUUGCAAUGGUGGAAGAACAAAUGUUCUUGCUUACAGCAUGCUGGACGCUUCACUGUAUGCCCUGCCAAAUCAUCUUCAAUAGCGCCAACGAACAAGCGGUGCAUAACUCCAAAUGGCAUUGGGAUGAAUUCCUAUGUUUUGCGUGCGACAUAGGAUUCGAAACUGCCACAGAUCUCAAGAAGGUCAGUCCUCGAUCGCGCGUCGUUCAACUUGAUGAGUAA
This is a messenger RNA of Fusarium mangiferae, 384 nucleotides long. RefSeq lists its product as uncharacterized. Bases 1 to 384 code for a protein of 127 amino acids. NCBI's taxonomy places the organism in Eukaryota, Fungi, Ascomycota, Sordariomycetes, Hypocreales, Nectriaceae. The transcript is spliced from 2 exons. The record is from RefSeq and is a predicted model, not a curated record.